AUGAAUGAAAUUGACCCUUCAGCAAUUGACGCUUGGUUUGCCGAUGAAGGAGUGAUUUGUACUAGAGACGGAAAAAGUAAUACAUUGUCCAACACAUAUAUCGAUCUAUUUAAUGAAAUGUUAUCCAAAUACACAGAUUAUAUUAAAAUCUAUACGGAUGGAUCAACAAAGGAAUCAAACAAUGGAUGUGCGGUUAUAUUUAACGACACAGAGUUCCUACAUAAACUACCUACGGCAUACACAUCAUUUUCAUGCGAAGCCUAUGCUAUAAAUGAAGCAAUAAUAUCCGUACUUGACUCAAGACACGAUAAAGGAAUCAUCCUCAUGGAUUCAAAAUCUACACUAGAAAAUAUCUCCAACCUAAAAUCAAAUAAUCCAUUAAUCAUCCAAAUCCAAAACUCUCCAUACGACUGCUCACUUAGAAAUAAAGAAAUUAUGUUGGCAUGGAUACCAUCACACGUGGAGAUCGCUGGUAACAAAAUUGCAGAUGCAGCCGCAAAAACAGCUACCCAAUUGCCAAUAAUAAAUAAUACUCAAGUUCCACCAAAAGAUCUGAAUAAUUAUGGUUAUUUAACGUCUGGUUUCAUGGUAAACACGCCAGAAUGGGAAAAAACUCCACAAGUUACCGUUAAACCAGACGUACACUCAUGA
This is a messenger RNA of Cotesia congregata, 651 nucleotides long. Lineage: Eukaryota; Metazoa; Arthropoda; Insecta; Hymenoptera; Braconidae. The record is from the annotation of a GenBank genome assembly.